GAGCUCUGCGUUAGGCACAGCGUCGGCGUAGAAGUUCGUCGACUCGCAGCGUAGCAACAGCUUCGGCAGUCACCUUUUCUUUGUUUCCCAAGUGUCCAGUGUGCAAAAACAACCCACAACAAAGAGUACAAUCGCAGUCGCCAACUAGCGAUAAGCAUCCGGAAACUGGGCCAGCUCCUCACUCUUUGUUCGUCGCGUCGCACAAUGGCGAUCUGAUUCCGCAUCCGAUCUGCUGUUUGCUCGUGUGUUGAUUGGGGGUGGAUUGCGUGCAGCGGGAGAGAAGAUGAAGAGCAGGAGCAACAAGGGUAGGGGCCGGCCUGGCCCGGAUGCUGUCAUCAAGCAGCACAUCUUCGAGCUGGAGCGCAGCCUCAAGCUCGAGCAGAAGUUCAUGGCGAACGCCAGCGCCGUCGAGCAGGCCACCGGUGAGGACGCCUUCGUCGGCAGGGAUGUCGCUGCGAGGAAGUUGCGUUUCCUCAAGACGUGGUUCGAGCUGCCGAGCGAGGCGUUCAUCACAUGCUUGAAUCUUCUGGAUAGAUUUCUCACCAAACUCAAGGUGAAGUCAGCCCACUUGGACUGUGCAGCAAUCAGCUGUUUCCACAUCGCCGCAGGCCUGCACAAAAAAAUAAUCAACGCUGCAGACCUGGUGACCAUCUCGCAGGUGAAGUGCACCGUCAGCGACCUGGAGCGCAUGAGUGACAUCGUGCGCAACAAGCUAGGCCUCACCGAUGGUGAAAAGCCCGUCACCGCCGUCCAUUACGUCGAACAUUUCGUGAAGAUCCUCGAAUGUGAAGCGAGGCAGCAGAGUUUCAAGGCCAACAUUCUACAGAGAAAGAGUUUGCUUACUCGUCUAGAGGUGGUCAUGUUAGAUUCGCGCUGUGUUGCGAUUCGACCAAGUGCAGUGGCGUUGGCCCUUGUUCAAGCCGAAAUGGGGCGACUUCUGCAACCUGACGGACCUAAAUCACCGUACUAUUCUGUUGAAUUCGUCAAACAACUAUGGCUGUAUACCUGCAAACUUCAAAACAUAUGCAUGAUAACACCAAAUCAAAUGCUGACAUGCCACGCGACGUUGAAGAGCAUUCUGCAGAAUUACGACAAUAAUGCACGUAACAUGCAACGUAAACGUAUGAAGAUGCGCUGCUCGAUCCGGUGGAACAGCCUCAAGCCUUCGGAGAACUUCAGUACGCACCUGUGCGUCAUCCGCGAGUGAAAACACUCCCUUCGAGUUGAGUAUAUCUCAGAAAAAACGUGAUAAAAAUACAAAAAAAAUUCAAAACACGCUAGUGAAGCAGAGACAAAAGAAAAUAUCUCAAAAAAAGUAUUUUAUUUUUUGAUGUUUAUUAUUUAUUGAAAACGAAAAAAAAAAUGAAGCCGUGUGUGAUACGCACGGACGUAUAAAUGCGAGAGUUUAGAUUUAGUGAGAGUAAGAGUAUAAAUUAUGCGAAUGUCCUACGAAUACAUUUCUGUAGUAAAUAUAUUGAUUAACGUCGUGUCGGGCCAGCGAACGAACACGGGCGACGCUCUAACGAAAAAAAAUAAUUAAUGCGCUUCAUAUUGUAUAGCAUAAACUGUCAUUUUUAUUUAGAGAUUUAUAUAUAUUUAUAUUAUUGUAAAACCAGAGCGCGUCCCCAAACGAGGUGUUCGUCGCUCGCGCCAGUUGAUUUAAUGUUAAGUACAAAAACGACAACAAAUGAAGAACGGAAUAAAAACACUUACGACUUACGACUGUUUAACGGUCCAUUAGUAUAUAUUUUUGAUGAUGAUGAACGGAUGGUGAGAACAAAUGAAGGAAAACACCAAACAAUAUCAAUUAGUAUGUAGUUUUGACGAGAAUAGAAUGAGAGGGACGAGGAUUGACUUCACAAAUGGCAUUUUUUGUUUUUUGAUCUUCUUGUUUCUACUAGUCAGGCAGUUACCAUGUACCAUGUUUGCGAAUGAACCGCUGGUUGCAACCGGUGGUAUUGUAACUUAAACAUUAGUGUCACACUCUCAUUUCCAAGGCGUUUUCUUUGAUGAAACCAUUUCCAUUCAGAGUUGGUGAAAGAUGAUGAAAUGAAAUGAUAAUAAACACAUUUUUCACAAA
This is a messenger RNA of Dalotia coriaria, 2080 nucleotides long. RefSeq names its product cyclin G-like. Gene Ontology annotation, molecular function: cyclin-dependent protein serine/threonine kinase regulator activity. Gene Ontology annotation, cellular component: cyclin-dependent protein kinase holoenzyme complex; nucleus; cytoplasm. The coding region runs from base 284 to 1207 and encodes 307 amino acids. NCBI's taxonomy places the organism in Eukaryota, Metazoa, Arthropoda, Insecta, Coleoptera, Staphylinidae. The transcript has 5 exons. The record is from RefSeq and is a predicted model, not a curated record. Gene Ontology annotation, biological process: mitotic cell cycle phase transition; regulation of cyclin-dependent protein serine/threonine kinase activity.